Xenia sp. Carnegie-2017 is the source of this 1709-nucleotide messenger RNA. RefSeq lists its product as uncharacterized. The record is from RefSeq and is a predicted model, not a curated record. The coding region runs from base 458 to 1318 and encodes 286 amino acids. The transcript has 4 exons. Lineage: Eukaryota; Metazoa; Cnidaria; Anthozoa; Malacalcyonacea; Xeniidae.
GUUGAGCAGAAAUUACGUAUAAAUUAUUGUUUAUCUAGCAGGAAUUUUAGUGAAAUUGAAAUUCCAAGACAUUGAUUUUCAUAUUUUCGUAUUUUUUAUUAAACGAUUCCAAGCAAUUUAUUGACGACGUCGCUCGCUGUAGUUUUUGCAUUUUGAAGUUUGUCAAUAGAUUUCAUCCAAUGAAAAUCGUCAUUGAAAGAGCAGCUGGAAAUAAACGAGAUCUGUUUGAGAUAUUGUCAAAAACACUUGUUAUUAAUACAAGCAAGUACACAAAGAGUUUUUUUGCCGUCUUAAAUGAUUUCUUGUUGAAAUCGUUCGCUUGGCUGCACCAUUGCAUUUACAGAAAUUGCUGCAAAAGGGUUUUUUGAAUACUAGCCUGAAAAUAGAAGUGCGUCUUUAGUAUUCAUGAAAUAUUCUUUGAAUUCAUGAAUAUUGUUCGUUUGGACAUGUGUUUGUAAUGGGAUCUUUGUUGAACAAGUUGCGAAUAUACGUUGAAAAGAUGAACCAAAGUCCUCGAAAUGAAACCAGAUACUCCAAAAAUAAUGGCGUUCGCCAAGAUGGCAGACGUGGAAAAGAGAAAGAUAGCUUGACCAUUGUGAAGAACGGCUCUGGCGAACAACUACAGAAAGAUGACGUUAAAACCGCCAACACAUCCAGGUACAUGAAAAGACGACCUCGACUAACUGUUGACGAAAUGAACGAAGCAAAAGAGAAAAUAGGAAAACUCGAAGGAGAACUAAAGAUCCAUAAAACUGUAAUGGUUGAACAUAAAACCAAAAUGAUGAUGCUAGAGGAACUCAUAAAAAGACAAUGUUUAGUGAUCAAACAAAAUGACGAUCUUUAUAGCUAUGAAGAACUUGCUACAGGCAAACUGAAUACACAGACUUUGUGGGAGAGGAUUGAAACGCAACUCGGCACAAUGAUCGAUAAGAAGACGAACGAUGAUCCUUGCAAUGAAGUAUCCCUUGUGAAGAUAAAACAUCAAUUCAACCAGCAACAUCUACAGUUGCAAGAGCAUGGACAGUGUAUAAAAAGACACGAAGAACAAUUUGAAGAUCAGCUCGCAAGAAUUGAAAUGAUGCGAGAGAUGUUGGACGAAAAUUCAAAUAAAAUAGGAACAGAAUGUAAUGUCCGUCAUAUCCUUGAGGAUCACGAGAAAAGAUUGCUCGCCCUCGAGGAUCGAAUGGCUGUAUAUGAAAAACAAGUCGAGAGACGUUUAACAGAACAGCAUCGAUUAUUGAUCUUCACUUGGCUUGGUCUCAUCACAACUUUUGUGUUAUGUUUUGCUAUUGUUUGCUCUUGUUGUUGGUUUCGAUAGAUAGAAAUAAGUUGCUUAAAAACUCUGCAUACAACAAAUUGCUUUGAUAGCUGUUCCUUACUACUGUUCUCUACUGACCUGACAAACUCCACGAAAGCAAUGCAGUGACAGCAAAGAAAACGCUGGACCAUAGAAAAUAAGUACAAAUUACUGACAUAUCUAAGAACAAGCAAGUUUUAACAUUGCUCAAGAGUGUAUUGAGUGUCAAAAGCACUUGUAUUUACAUGUAAAUGGUUGUAAUAAUUUCCAUAAUCCCAGGUUUCUCAAAUGCAGGCUUGAAAUAUUAAUAGAUGAUAGAAUAAAAAAUGCCUGUACAUAAUAGCUUGUAGUUAACAGAAUUGGUUGUAAUUCAUACCAAAAAAACUGUACAAAAUAUAAACUGACGCGCGUA